AUGGAGCAAAAGUCAUUCCUGGGGACACUAUCCCCAUGGAGUACCCCAAGGAGCACAACGCCGCAACCCGAUCGUCAGGGCUCAGAGGUCCUGCAGCGGUCCCAAGGAGAGGACCAUACAGUGACCCAUAGGCAUCGGUUAAGCCUGCGUCGUUAUCCUCCUGAUUGCCCUCCAUUGAAAGUGAGGUGGUUCUACGCAGUGGACUCGCCCAAACGAAAGCCAUCGCUGCUAGAACAAAAAAAGACCGACCAGAAGCCCUUGCCAUUGCCGAAGAAGUUCAUUCCUUUCCCUGGGAAAGAUUCACAGUCUAUUGAAAUCACCUUCCAGCAACUAUCGGAAAUCGAAGACGCCCAGGAAGGUCAUGCCGAGCAAUCCACACAGCCUGUCUCGACCAAAGUUCCUGUGAACGAGGAUUAUCUAUUCGAUGUGGAUGUGGAACAGCGAGAGCUGAGUCCCACCUAUUGGAUUGGCCCUGUUUACGAAGUUCGUCGUGGAACAUGGUUCAUCCAAGAUGGGUCUGGAUUAAAACCAUGCGAAGAGAACCUUGCUACGCAGCUUGAAGAAGGCUAUAUCAAACUCCGUCCGUGGAAGACUGAGCCAAUAAAGUCCGAGUCGCCGGAUCAGGCUUCCACAAUAAUUGAACAAGAUCUUUCUAUUCGACAAGAGGAUGCGCAGAUUACCGCCCAAUCCCCUCGGUCAGCCAACCCAGCCUCUACCAACAGGGGCAUAGGAAAUGAUCCCAGCCAGUCCGCGACAGAGCCCCAACAAUAUCGUUUGUUUGGUGCUUAUAUGAACAAGAUUGUUUCCUAUCAAGAUUCUUCGACUGCCUGGCUGAUAAACGAUGAUAUGAUGUCACGAUUCAGCACUACCGUCUAUCAGAAACUAGGAGGUGUCCCCGGGGUGAAGUUGGUGCGUGGCUUCGAGCCCAAGAAGUCAAAGGAAACAGACAAGACUUCCGACCGGAAGGCCGACAAGAUAUCCUCUGUUCCAAAGUCCAACGAAAAUUUUGGAGUGAACCCCGAAAAUAAUAAAUCAGACAUCCUGAAAGUGUCGCCUGUGGAAUCAGUCGAAGGAGCCGAGAAUUUCGAAAGAAGACCGAAGUCUACCUUGGAACGGCAAAUGUCGUCCCUUGCUGGUGAACCGCAGAACCCUGCUGAACUCGAGGAGCAAGCUCGCAAGCAGGAAGAGCAAGAGAUGGAGGAUUCGAGGGAAGUUGACAAUGAGGACAGAGAGCGUGAGGUUGACCAUUUGGUCCUUGUCACCCAUGGAAUUGGCCAGCGGCUCGGGUUGCGACUUGAGAGCAUUAACUUCAUACAUGAUGUGAAUGUGCUUCGCAAGACACUGAAGACUGUCUACAAAGCUUCGCCUGACCUGCAGGCAUUAAACUCUGCGUUGCCUGACAGUGAUAAGAAUUGCCGUGUUCAGGUUCUUCCUGUGUGCUGGCGACACAGGCUUGACUUUCCUUAUAGGGGAGUUCGGCAGAACAGAAAAGAACAAGAUCUUACCGACGCGGACACACUCGAAGAUGAUGCUUACCCAAGCCUGUCAGAUAUCACGCUAGAAAGUGUACCUGCUGUCCGAAAUCUCAUUUCAGACUUGGCAAUGGAUGUGCUCCUUUACCAGAGCCGAUAUUGUGAGCAUAUCUCCAAUAUUGUUAAACAGGAAUGCAACCGAAUCGUCCGGCUCUACAAGCAGCGGAACCCUUCUUUCAAUGGGUCAGUCAGCCUCUGUGGUCAUUCGCUAGGAAGUGCGAUCCUGUUUGAUAUCCUGUGUCAUCAACCAGGCGAGGUGGCCGACCCUGCAAAGCGAGAAAAGCCAAAGGCCCAAGAGACCGAUGGAUCAAACCAUCUUAGUGGAACGAGUGCAUUCGAAUUUGAAACUGAAGAAUUCUUCUGCUUGGGAUCUCCCAUUGCCCUCUUUCAAAUGUUAAAGGGCAAAACGAUAGGAGGAUACUCUGCUUUAGCUCCUCGGAACCGGAAGAAUGCUUUGGAUGUUGAAAUUGACGCCGGGGGGUUGAGGUCUUCAAAAAGGGAUUCGCUUCCCAGUGCUGGGCUUGGGUUCAAGGAAAACCCUGCUAUUGUUUCAGCACCGAAAUGUCGAGAUCUUUACAACAUCUUUCACCCUUCUGACCCGGUGAGCUACCGAAUUGAGCCUCUAAUAUCUCCAGCGAUGGCAACCCUAAAACCUCAGCCUCUACCUUCGGUCAAAAAGAGCCUUUGGACAACCUCCGGGCAAAGCUUAUCUAUUCUUGGUACUCGAAUGGGCCAAAGUGUGGGCUCCCUAUGGACAAAUUUCGCCUCGGGUGUUGCAAGCAGCUUGUUGAACCGCAGUUUGGGCCUGAACGGCGACGAUCCAUCAGCUGGUCGUGCCAUUGGAAAACAAAGCGAUGAUAAAUCCCAUAAAAGGACACAGUCUGGCUCAGUUCAACAUGGCCCGCACGAAUCAGACGACCAUUAUCAAACAUUGAUUGAGUCUGAUCUGGAAACACUCUACGAUGGAUUCCAGAAAAGCAGGAGUGAUCGAAAACCACAGGCAUCAUCAACCGAUCCUGAUACCGAUCCUGAAGAUCAGGAGCGAAAACUGAAAUUUGAAGAUGCCAAAGUGCGCGCCUUGAAUGCCAACGGCCGUGUUGAUUACAGCGUGCAAGAGUAA
Penicillium arizonense is the source of this 2652-nucleotide messenger RNA. Its product is annotated as DDHD family phospholipase. NCBI's taxonomy places the organism in Eukaryota, Fungi, Ascomycota, Eurotiomycetes, Eurotiales, Aspergillaceae. The transcript has 2 exons. The coding region runs from base 1 to 2652 and encodes 883 amino acids. Gene Ontology annotation, cellular component: cytoplasm. The record is from RefSeq and is a predicted model, not a curated record. Gene Ontology annotation, molecular function: metal ion binding; glycerophospholipase activity.